AUGGGACCACCGGGACCUGCUGGUAUUAGGGGCGAUAAAGGUGAACAAGGCGAACCCGGCCGGGAAGGGUCUCAAGGACCUAUGGGGCGAGAAGGACCCCGAGGUCCUCCUGGAUCCGGUGGACAAAAAGGAGAAAUUGGUGAUCCAGGACCGAUUGGUCCUGUUGGACGUGAUGGCUUAGCUGGCCCAAGAGGCCUAACGGGCGCACCAGGCCCUGUAGGGCCGCCAGGUGAGGAUGGAGACAAGGGUGAAGCCGGCCCACCUGGCGAAAAAGGUUUUAAGGGCGCAACCGGAGAACCGGUAAAAAGACCGUUUACUAAUAGUCAAUCGGACCUCAAGGAUCGCCUGGCACUCAAGGCUUACGAGGCGAGACGGGUCCAGUGGGAUUACCUGGAGAAAAGGGCCAACAAGGCGAUUCAGGUCCACCCGGAACAAACGGUGCAGAUGGGGCUAGGGGCCCUCAAGGUCCCGCUGGUCUAA
Molecule: messenger RNA, 480 nt
Organism: Papilio polytes (common Mormon)
Lineage: Eukaryota; Metazoa; Arthropoda; Insecta; Lepidoptera; Papilionidae
Product: collectin-43-like
Exons: 3
Coding region: 1-480 (159 amino acids)
Source: RefSeq, a predicted model, not a curated record